GAGCCUGUCGUUGCCAUGGACACCGUUGAUAGUUGAAGGAGAAGAAGAGGAAGUUGAAACUGACGAAUCUCCCGGCUGGUGAAAUGGGGGUAUCGCUGACCAAGGCAGCCCAGUGGACCAGCUCUGGUACUGGCAAACUGGAGUUGACGCCAAUGAAUGAGUCCUUGCUGAAAGAAGUGCUGCGCUCCGUGGAGCAGUUAGUCUCCAGACACCCACAGGAGGCCGAGCAUGUGUUCGAGGAGCCCCUCCACUGGAGUACCACUUUAGUGGCAUCUGAUUUCAAAACAGACUAUGACAUCAGUGAAUUCAAUGUACAGUCCCAUGAGAAAGACAGUGAAGGGCAACCACUGCUCCGGCUGUCUCCUCCGACUGUUUAUGUGCGAAGCUUCAGCCAGCUCUCUAAACUAGUUCAUCUGGCAGCUGAUAAGAAGCUGGAGGAAGCUCGAACGUGUCUAGAAGAAAACAGAGACGCCGUGGUUAAAAUUCUUGGCCCUCGCUUUGCUGACAUCUUGGAGAGAGAGGACACCCAAACCGAUCCGGUAGACGAAGACACAGCAAAGGACUCAGAGGUCAAGGUCAAGCUGUUUCGUUUGCUCCAAAAUAUGGACCGACAGCUCCUCAGCAAGCUGCUUGAAGAAAUAUCAGAACAAGUCAGGCUCGACCCGGCCGCAGCAAACAAUGACGUGGAGUCGCUGAAACAAUUCUGCAGUGGAGGGGACGAGAGGGUGUUGAAGUCGGUUCGAUACACAUCAGAUUAUGAAUUUUCAAACGGCUGCCGCGCCCCCCCGUGGAGACAGGUGCAUGGUGAGAUAUGUUACCUCAUAAUUGAGCCUUGUGACACCGAGGACCUCCACAUCACCUGCAGCACCGCUGGAGUUUAUCUCAACGCGGGCAUAAAACAGGAGGGGGCGGAGAGUGGCUACGAGCGAACAAGUGAUACGUACACAGACCUGCUAACACUCCUGAAGAGCAGAUCUCCAUAUUUCGCUGAGCACAUAAACAAGCAGAUGCCAAAGAAGGACAUGACAUCCAAGCCGCAAAAGAGCCAACAACUCCCAUCAACACAGAAGACCCAGCAAAGGAAAUCUGUUCAAAUGGAGGAACAAGGCCAACCCCAGAGGUCUCAACCUGGCGGGAAGAAAUAUGAACCAUCUCCAAGAUGGAGUAAUCAAGGUCUCGUGUCUCCAUGUGGAAAAGUGGAGGAAAACAACCCUGGACAGAAGAAAAAGCAGGCAACAGGAGCCAAGAGCAAGAUGAAAGCAGAAUUCUCUUUGUCUUCUUUACCUGGACGCAUGACUCCCCAGAAAAGUAAAACCCCAGCAGGAGCCAUGACGGGGGAGCUGUCCAGUGACAGUUCAACUGAGAGUGAGGAUGAAGAGCUGUCAGACCGUCGGCUGCAGAUUAAGACAGAACAGUCCCCUGACUACUGGCAGAUCUACAAACUACUCAAGUUCUUAAAGAGAGGCGACCAGACCGCCACCGUGCUCUGCCUGUGUGCCCUGUUGGACUUAAAUCUGAUGCAGGAGGGUUGCCAACUGGACAUCUGGGACAUAGGUGGCAUUGAAGUCCUCCUUAACUUGCUGGAUUCAGAUGAAGUCAAAUGCCAAAUUGGAUCUCUGAAAGUCCUACGAAAGAUUAGUCACAAUAUGCUAAUCUGUCAGACCAUUCUUGACAUGGACGGUCUGCAGAGCAUCGUGAAAAUUCUGGACAGGCCAUACAAGGACCUCAAGGCCUUAGCUGCUGAGACAAUCGCCAACGUGGCCAGGUUCCGCAAGGCCAGGACAACCGUCAGGCGAUGCGGCGGAAUCAGGAAACUGGUAAAGCUGCUGGACUGCGUGCCGAAUUUAGCCAACAUGAGUCCAAACCAGGAGAAGGAUGUGGAGGUGGCCCACUGCGGAGUUUUAGCGCUCUGGAGCUGCAGCAAGUGCAACAGGAAUAAGGAGGCCAUCCGCGUGGCCGGCGGCAUCCCGCUGCUGGGACGACUGCUCAAGUCGCCGGAUGUGAACAUGCUUAUCCCUGUGGUGGGCACCCUGCAGGAGUGUGCCUCAGAGGAAUGCUACAGGAUUGCCAUUAAGACUGAGGGCAUGAUCAAGGAUUUGGUCAAAAACCUAAGCAGUGACAACAAUGAGCUACAAAUGCAUUGUGCAAGUGCAAUCUUCAAGUGUGCAGAGGACAAGCAGACCAGUGACCUGGUGCGUAAGUACAAUGGUCUGGAGCCACUGGUCUCACUGCUGGGCAAGGCCAAUGACAAGAAGCUCCUGGCCGCAGCCACCGGGGCCAUCUGGAAGUGUUCCAUCUGCAAGAAGAACGUGGCUAAGUUUCAGGAACACAAAGCCCUGGAGUCCCUGAUUAGCCUGCUGACUGAUCAGCCUAUAGAUGUGCUGGUAAACGUUGUUGGAGCGAUGGGAGAAUUUGCCAAGGUAGCUGCUAACAGGGGAAUCAUCCGCAAGUGUAAAGGCAUCAAGCCACUAAUCAAUCUGCUCACCGAGACAAACCAGGCGCUGCUCGUGAACGUGACAAAGACAGUUGGUGCUUGUGCCAUAGACCGGGAUAACAUGACAGUCAUUAGCCAGCUUGACGGGGUCCGCUUUGUGUGGUCCUUACUGAAAAACUCCAGUACAGAUGUUCAGGCCAGCGCUGCGUGGGCCCUUUGUCCAUGCAUUGAGAAUGCCAAGGAUGCAGGGGAAAUUGUGCGCUCUCUUGUCGGUGGAUUGGAACUGAUUGUUAAUUUGCUGAAGUCAACAAACAACGAAGUCCUGGCAAGCAUUUGCGCCGCCAUCUCCAAAAUAGCCAAAAACAAGGAGAAUCUGGCAGUCCUCACUGAUCACGACGUUGUCCCGCUGCUGGCCAAGUUGACUAACACAACUGAUGACAGACUCUGUCUGCACCUCGCCGAGGCCAUCGGCCACUGCUGUAUGUGGGACGGCAACAAGGCAUCCUUCGGUGAAGCUGGUGUCGUGGCCCCCUUGGUAGACUACCUCAAAUCCCACGACAGCACAGUCCACUAUCACACAACCAUGGCCUUGUAUCAGCUGUCCAAAGACCCCAAUAACUGUAUCACCAUGAAUGAGAAGGGAGUGGUCAAGCCCCUCAUCCUCAUCAUGGGCUCUGAUGACGAGAAACUCCAGGAUGCAGCUGCUGGCUGUGUGCGCAACAUCCGACUUCAGGCUCUGGCAGGGAAGAUCACAGCACCCAAGAAAUUUUCAGUUGGGACUGCAAAAAGUUGUGGGAAGAGGCUCUGAGCUUUAUGUUUGACUUGUUAAAAUAGUGCACCCCCCCCCCGGGGUUAUUAAUAUUUGCUUUUGGGCCCUCCCCCUGACUUAGAAAAACAUUUCAACAGCUCAACUCAAUUCCACACAUUAGGAGCGGAAUCAGCAUUCGCCAAAAUAAUCGUAAACAUACCAAAUGUUGCAAAUUUCCUGCAUCCCAGGGUUUUUCCUGGCCGAAAACUAGGUGGGGGUGGUACUGAGUCGUCAAACUAUACAGAUAGUCCCGGAACUUAAAGGGAAAGUGGGUGGAUGAUAAGGACGAUAUCGCUCUCUGUCCCUACACUGGUUGCCUGUUCAUUUUCGUAAUGAUUUUAACACCCUUUCAGUCUGGCUUUCAUGUCAUGCUCUAUAAUGUUCUCGCUUUUUAAAAUUUCAAUUUUAUUUGUUAUCAAUUAUUAUUUGUAUUUUUUACUAUUCUCUACUUUUCUACUCGUUUUAUCAUUUACUUCAUCUUUUUCAAUGCAUGAGUGCAUCGGUCUCUGAGCUCGAUCCUUUCUCUUAACAUUUUGUCAAUCGCUUGUAAAGCACUUUGAACUGCAAUUGAUUUGUUUCAAAAGGUGCUAUAUAAAUAAAGUUUGACUGAUUGA
Molecule: messenger RNA, 3856 nt
Organism: Hippoglossus stenolepis (Pacific halibut)
Lineage: Eukaryota; Metazoa; Chordata; Actinopteri; Pleuronectiformes; Pleuronectidae
Gene: odad2
Product: outer dynein arm docking complex subunit 2
Exons: 21
Coding region: 84-3242 (1052 amino acids)
Molecular function (GO): protein binding
Source: RefSeq, a predicted model, not a curated record